Molecule: messenger RNA, 774 nt
Organism: Protopolystoma xenopodis
Lineage: Eukaryota; Metazoa; Platyhelminthes; Monogenea; Polystomatidea; Polystomatidae
Source: the annotation of a GenBank genome assembly
AUGACCCCAGGGCUUGCUCAACCCCUUCUCUCCGGUACCGAUCAGUUCUCUGGUGGCCUCGAUAGUGGUCGCGGCUCUGCCGAUAGCAGCAGUGCCUCAAGUCUGGCAACUGCCCUGGCAAACUCCUCCUCGCAUUUGUUGCCUACCUUAUGCUGUAAUGAGGUGGCAACCUGUCGGGAUGCUCUGCUACCACCUGCAGGUGGCCGUGGCUCAUGCCAAGUCUCUCCACUGAUCCUCUGCAAGGCUGCUGCUCAUGAUAAUUUAGCUGGCGCUUGUAGUUACUCCUGCGAAUGUGGUCUCUCGGUUCCUGCUGCUGCGACCUCAACAGUCGCUGCCUGCAACGGUGUGAUGACCUCUUGUCGGCGCUGCUCACUCUUUUCACGAAUCUUAUCCUCAAGACCCAUUCCCAGUUCUUUUACACAGACAACGACAUUAGGCUCUGACAUUUAUCUCAAUCCGGUUGCCUACCUUGCCAACAGCCUCACACAUUGUCAGCUACAUUUUCCUUUGAUUAGAGGACGCUCGCCAUUUGUGCCUCAUGCUUCGGAGCAUAGUUCUGUGCCAGCUGUUGUGCAUCCACUGCACUCGCAGCAACCGUUGAGUCCUGGACAUUCUCGGAUCAGCAUGGCACCUCUAACGACCAGCAAACAUUUAACAACAAACGCACCAGCAAAUCUUGCAAAUAUACCGUCAUCUUGCAUCCUCGGUUCACCUGUUACUACUGGGCUCGGGAGUGGAAUAAAAUGGAGCAAGCGAGGGCUUAGGGUGAGCUAG